Aspergillus piperis CBS 112811 is the source of this 1190-nucleotide messenger RNA. Its product is annotated as ESCRT-II subunit protein SNF8. Gene Ontology annotation, biological process: protein transport to vacuole involved in ubiquitin-dependent protein catabolic process via the multivesicular body sorting pathway. NCBI's taxonomy places the organism in Eukaryota, Fungi, Ascomycota, Eurotiomycetes, Eurotiales, Aspergillaceae. The record is from RefSeq and is a predicted model, not a curated record. The transcript has 2 exons. The coding region runs from base 61 to 849 and encodes 262 amino acids. Gene Ontology annotation, cellular component: ESCRT II complex.
CGUGGUUACCCCACGCGCUCCGAUAAUUGAACACUCCUCAAGAGCAGACACCUGAUCGCUAUGGCUACUCGUCGAGGAGUUGGACUCGGCGCCUUCGCCAAUCGCACCCAAGCCAGCCAGUCAUUUGCGAACCAUGGCGCCAAUCUACGCUCCUCGCAUCUCUCCUCUUUACAGACGCAACUGUCUGUAUUCCAGUCAUUACUCCACACCUUCGCGCUGGAACACAGCUCCACGAUCAAGUCGAACCCGACGUUUAGAGCGGAGUUUGCCCGCAUGUGCAAUGCCAUAGGAGUCGAUCCCCUCGCAGCCAGCAAUGUUAAAGGAAAGAAUGCGCGAAAAGGGUUAGGGGAGAUUGGCAGCUUCUGGACGCAGAUUAUGGGUGGGGAUAUGAAUGACUUCUACUUUGAGGUCGCUGUCAGAGUGGUGGAACUUUGUCGCGCUACGCGAAGCGAAAACGGUGGGUUAAUAGGUGUUGAGGAGUGUCGGAAACGAGUAGGCAAGGGGAAGGCUAUUGGUAGUGGACUGGAGGUUACAGAUGACGAUGUUCUCCGAGCUGUCAAGAGUCUGGAACCCCUAGGCUCUGGAUUCUCGAUUGUACAUGUUGGCAGCAAGCAAUAUAUUCGAUCGAUUCCCAAGGAGCUAAACACUGAUCAGGCUACAGUCCUCGAAGCUAUUCAGGUUCUUGGAUACGUAAGCAUCUCUAUGCUUCAAGCGAAUCUGAACUGGGAGAAGGCUCGAGCGCAGACUGUCAUUGAUGAUCUACUGGCGGAUGGCCUUGUCUGGCUGGAUGCUCAAGCGGAGGAAAAUGAGUAUUGGUCACCUCAAAACCUGCUAGAUGACAGUGGGUGAGCAUGCUUUGCCGAAGGCUACUGCUGUUUGAUAUCAUGAUAUAUUCAGGGACAAUCUUGGGCGUUGGGGCUGGCGCAAGUGUCCAGCGGGUACUGGAUGCAAGAAGAUAUAUACUAAUAGUUGCUCUUGUCUGGGGACAUACUAAGAAUGGAAGGGGCAAGCAGAGUUCCAAGAUGGAGUGGCUUUAUUCCGAGGCUGCUAUGGAUUCCUCCCCGUCAUGUCAUACUAUAUAUCAUACUCAAGCCUGCUGAGAAUCGUGACUGGUGGACUAUUAAGAGGUGCUAAAGCGACCACCCUAGCUUGUCUUUGAUCUACCGAGGAAUGCUUGAGAUCAGAGCUAC